GAGGGAGGCGAGAAGAUGGCGGAAGCGGAGUGAGCGGCUUGUCCGAGCAGGCUGGACGAACACUGCUCAGCUAUGGAGAAUGAGCCAAGCACAACAACAUCUUCUGCAUCCACAACCACCAUUACUACCACCUCCACGUCCCGGACACAGCUCCCACAGAUAUCUGUCUACAGUGGCUCUGACAGGCAUGCUGUCCAGGUUAUUCAGCAGGCCUUGCAUCGUCCUCCUAGCUCAGCUGCUCAGUACCUCCAGCAGAUGUAUGCAGCCCAGCAGCAGCAUCUAAUGCUGCAGACUGCUGCUUUGCAGCAGCAGCACUUAAGCAGUACCCAAUUUCAGAGUCUGGCAACUGUACCACAGGCAAGCCUGUCAGGUGGGAGGCAAUGUACUUCCCCCACUGGGAGUGUCACUCAGCAGUCAAGCAUGUCGCAGACCUCGAUUAACCUCUCCACCUCUCCUACACCUGCACAGAUAAUAAGCCGUUCACAGACCUCCAACACCACCAGCAGCAGUAUUACCCAGCAGACUAUGUUGCUAGGGAGUACCUCUCCAACCCUGAGUGCAAGCCAGGCUCAGAUGUAUCUCCGAGCACAAAUGCUAAUUUUUACCCCUGCUACCACUGUGGCUGCUGUCCAGUCUGACAUUCCCGUUGUCUCAUCAUCAUCUUCAUCUUCCUGCCAGUCUGCAGCUACUCAGGUUCAGAACUUGACGUUGCGCAGUCAGAAGUUGGGUGUAUUGUCAAGUUCACAGAACGGUCCACCAAAAAGCAGCAGUCAAACUCAGUCGUUGUCUUUGUGUGCUAAUAAACCUGUAACCAGCACCAAAGGCAACCAACCAGAAUCCUCAGAAAGCAAUAGAAAAGGUGAUAGCCCAACGCCAGAGUGUCGGAGUACACCAGUCACACGGACAUCAAGCAUACAUCAGUUAAUAACACCAGCUUCGUAUUCUCCAUUACAACCCCAUUCUCUAGUAAAACAUCAGCAGAUCCCACUUCAUUCACCACCUUCCAAAAUUUCCCAUCAUCAACUGAUACUGCAACAGCAGCAGCAAGUCCAGCCAAUCACACUUCAGGCUCCUUCUGGUCAGGAGCCCCCUCCAUCACAACACUGUCUACCACUCCCAAGUCAUAGUCUUCCUCCGGCUCCUAGCAGUGUGCAGUCUCAUUGCUCACCUAUUCACAUCCAUCCUCCUCCUCUAACACUAUCUCCCACUCCAUCUCAGUCAGCUCAGCAGUCAGUAGUGGUAUCCCCUCCACCUACUCACUCCCCUAGUCAGUCACCCACAAUAAUUAUUCAUCCUCAAGCACUUAUCCAGUCACAGGCAAACUCCCUUGUGCCAGCAGCUCUUCAGGCAGAGCAGUCUGCCCCUCAGCAAACUACUACCAGUCCAGUGCGACCCAUUGCACAGCCACUUAAUCUUCCGUCGCACCUCCCACUUCCACCUUCCCCUGCUGUACACAUAGGAUCAGUAGAUCAGCCCAGUUUGGUUUCCCCGGGCCAGCAGAUAGUGACCUCCACACCACAUCAGCAAUAUUCAGCCUUGCAGUCCACACCUAUCCCUCUUGCAGCUCCUCCACAGCUGUCAACAUCUUCAACCCAGAUACAACAACUGCCAUUGCAAUCUGUACAGUCUUUACAAGUGCAGCCUGAAAUUCUAUCUCAGGGCCAAGUUUUGGUUCAAAACACUUUGGUUUCUGAGGAGGAACUUCCUGCUGCAGAAGCUUUGGUCCAGCUGCCAUUUCAAACUCUUCCACCACCACAGACUGUUGCAGUAAAUCUUCAAGUUCAGCCAUCAGUACCAAUUGAAACUCCAGUGAUUUACCAAGUGGAGAAUGUAUGUGAAGAAGAGAUGCCUGAAGAGUCUGAUUGUGUCAAUAUGGUUAGAACACCUACGCCACCGACCUUGUCUCCACCAGCAAUAACCUUGGGGAAUGGAGAUGCACUUAAUUCAGAAGAGCCUUUGUCGGACCACGCGGGACUACCUUCAGUGACAUCAUCAGUCAGUGCCUCAGUAAUUAAAUCUCCAUCUGAUCCUUCGCAUGCCUCUAUCCCACCACCACCUCUUUUGCUUCCAGCUGCAACAACAAGGAGUAGCAGUACAUCAAUGCCCAAUAGCAUUCCUAGUCUAGAAAAUAAACCUCCACAGGCUAUUGUUAAACCACAGAUCCUGACUCAUGUUAUUGAAGGCUUUGUGAUUCAAGAGGGGUUGGAACCAUUUCCUGUAAGUCGUUCAUCUUUGCUGGUAGAACAGCCUGCAGAAAAAAGAUUGCUAGUGGAGGGUCAAAUCAUGAGUGUUAUGUGUGUUGAAUCAGACUUGCAGAAUACAAAACAUGCAGACAACUCAUCGGACACAGAGAUAGAGGAUAUGAUUGCAGAAGAGGGCCUGGAUGAAAUUGAAAAUGAACUCCUGAAAUGUGAAUUUUGUGGAAAAAUGGGAUAUCCUAACAAGUUUCUACGAUCAAAACGGUUCUGUUCUACAUCCUGUGCUAAAAGGCACAGCCUUAGUUGCACUAAGAAAUUUGGGCUGUUUGCAUCAGACAAGACCAAUCGUUGGAAUCGGAAAUCAGAUAGCCAAAGUCUUGGGCGACGCGGGCGUCGACCGAGUGGCCCUGAUGGGGCACCACGAGAUCAUUUUCUUAGACAGCUUCCAAUUACUUAUCCGUCUGCAGAAGAAGACGUGGCUUCUCAUGAAGAUGCUGUUCCAACUGCGAUGACCACCCGUCUGCGAAGACAGAGUGAGAGGGAGAGAGAACGUGAACUUAGGGAACUAAGAAUGAGGAAAAUGCCAGAGAGCAUUAACUUGUUACCAGUGGUGCAGUCAGACCCUUCGGUAUGGACUGUUGAUGAAGUUUGGGCGUUUAUACAUUCUUUGCCUGGUUGUCAAGAUAUUGCAGACGAAUUUAGAGCACAAGAAAUUGAUGGACAAGCUCUCCUCUUGUUGAAGGAGGAUCACCUUAUGAGUGCAAUGAAUAUUAAGCUUGGACCUGCAUUAAAAAUUUGUGCACGUAUCAAUUCACUGAAAGAAUCAUAGGGGUUGAACAAUGAAGGUUUAAGCAAGUUACUCUGUGACUAAACCAGCAGUAAUAUGCCAGUGACUUCAGCAUGGCAUGAGUGUUACUGUGAUGUUUUGUUGAACAUCUGGGGUUUUCCCCACACAGACUUAAAGAAAAUAUUCUGCUGAUUAUAUCAUGUAGUUCUUUGCAGUUUCCAGCAAUUAAUAAGUUCAUGGUGAAGCCUGAAUAAUGCACUGAGUUAAAGUGGGAGUUCAUGGGAAAACAUGAAGUGUAAUAUUCUGUUAAAUAUUCCCCAAUAUGUACUUGUAAGUUUAAGAUCAACACCCCAGCACCCUCAUAACCUAAACACCAUUUACAUUUUCUUGCUGUAUUGUCAAUUAUGACUCUUCCCAUAUACAGCAGUUUUUGGACUGAAAUAACUGAGUGUCCACAGACCCCGUGGAAGCACUAAUAAUGGUAAAAUGCUAUGCAUUUAGUUGUGCUCUCCAAAUCUCUUUUAGUCUUGGGCAAAUUGUUUGUAUAGAGUAGGUUGGCAGCCUGUUUUUCUUGUAUAGACUUACCCUCAUCUCUGCCACUGUAGUAUUUUCUUUGUUUGGAAAUACUAUAAGCCAUGUAGACGUCUCAUUAAAGUCCUAACUAUCAGGCUACUGAAAUGCAAUGGCAUUACACUCUUGCCAGAGCUAACUGAAGCACAUAUAUUACUUUACUCCUUGUAUGCUGCUGUGCACUAAGAGGGCAUUAAGAUAUUAGGUUUCUAGUUCUGCAUACUGCUAGUUAAACUGGACCAGCAGUUCUCAAAUGCAGAUCCUGGUGUGAGAACACUCAGGUCAGGUUCCCAGUGCCUAGGCAUGAGUGGUUUAGUUAGUUCUGGCUGCAAGUUAUGCUGAGAGGAGUCUACCCUAAAGACUGGUGGUUGAGAGAAAGGAUGGCAUAUCUCACAGCCUCUUUUUCCUGUUACCAUUUCGUCUUCUAACUUGUCUUUCCUUGUAGUGCAUUCCCAUUGCCUCACUGGAAGCUUCCAAGCACCUCUUUGUCCACUGACUAGUGUGAGCUGGGCUUGCUGCAGCCCAAGGAAGGAACAUGAUGAGGAACUCUGUGUAGGAGCAGCUGCCAUGGCAGUGGAAGGAGCCUAUAGCUGUAGGUGAGCAGGAAGAAUGUACCCCUUCUAGGCAGCACUGGGAAAAAUCUCUAGGGCCCUGUUUGUACUUCUGGCAGGAGAUACUGGCUCGAAUGCUUCAGACCGUGGCAGUGAGAUCAGUGUCUCUUUCUUCACUCUCUUAUGUUUUAUAUGGAACAAAUGUUUCCCCACUUACUGACACCCUCAGAGAUGGGCUCUGAGGCAGCAGCACCUUCUCAAUCUUUGCUUCCCCAUUACCUGUGUAAAGAUGCUGUUAGAGAAAUUUUGCACCUUCUGUUCCUUUCCUCUUGCAGCUCCAUUUCCCUUAUGUACAGGCCUAGCUCCCUAAGCUCUCCUAGGGGGAAGGAAGGGCAUGUGUGCUGAUAGAAUUACCGUGUAUAUAUUGGAAUAUGUGUAUGUGUCUGCAAACAAUGUAUUUUGUAUUUUAUGCAAUUUGAUGCAUAAUAAAUGAGUGUGUAGGGUCUGCCUAAAUAUUUCCCUAAGUAUUCCUGAAAAGAAAAAUUGAUCUAAAAUUUGAGAACUGCUGUCCUAGAUCAAAAGGGAUCAAUGCACAUUUACUGGCUGAAAGGAAGGUUUGUGACAGUUGGACUAAUGUGUGUAAUAUUCAACUGAUGACCUUAAAGAGUCCAUUAGGAUUGCAGAAAAAGUUGUGCUUCAUUUGCCUUUAAUUAGAUUAUUUUUUCUUUCUUUUAAGAGACCUUCUACCAUUAUAUUCCAGAGAUCAACAUGAGCAUUGAUUCUUUUAAUUACAGCCACUUGAGCUUUCUGAUAGCGGAUGUUAUUAAUUUUUAUCAACCACUGAAACUCCAAGUUAGGACAAGCCAUUGCUGUUACGUGCUAAUUUAUGGUGAGAGCCCUAAUCCAAAUGGCGUAAAGGCUUUGGAGAAUUAAUUGAUGUCUGGGUUUGUUUUGGAGGAAAGUUGCUAGGCACUUUCUAGUUUGUUUGGGCUUUUUUUCUGUCUUCAGUUACUGUUGUCAAAUAAACUUAAUUGUGAAGGUUCGGUGUUUGGCAAUGUUCAUUUGAAAGAUUCUCAGAUGAUGGAGACAGUAGGUUCCCAUUUGUAGCAUUUCUGUAAGAUAUGCCAUGUAGCAUAUUUGUAACAUAAGUUUUAAAGAAUAUGUUCUGUUUUAAUGAGCUAAUUGAAGACUGAAGAUAUCUUAGAUAUUUAUCUUUUGGCUCCUGUCUAAAAGUUUUAUUAUUUUUAUACAGAAAUGUCACUGGCUAACUUUUAACCUGUCUUCUGAUUGUACUGUUCUUUGGCGAUGUAAAAAGUAGGUGUACUUCGCUGCGAACUGAUAAUAGCUUGAGGCAUAUUUAAAAAUGUGGACUUAUGUUGUGAGUCCUAUUUAGACCUGCAGUUAAUCAGCGUUAUGUGCAUGAGACUUCCACGAUUGUUUUAAUUUUUGUUUUAUGAGACAGCUUCCAGGAGGACUGCAGCUAGUGUUUAUGCACAACUCUUGCUAAUCACUGACAGAUGCCAGGAGCCCAUUGCAGACAUGAUGAAUGCACGUCUGCUCUGGUUCUUCUGGUGCACUAUGUCUUCUCUGGUUUUGGGAGAGCCAUAGGUAAUGAGUUAUGCUUUAAGUAUUCAUGAACACAAGUAAGAAUGUGGGCCUUAUGUGUAUUGGAAGGUUUUUCGUUCACCUAUUUUGGCAUUACUUGGGACUUUAAAUCAGAUACAGCUAUAAUAACUUACCCUGAUAGAGCAGCACACAUAUUAGAGUUUGCCAGUAUUGCUGUGCCAUUAAAAUCAGUUUUUAAAACAUCAUGCCUGUACGCACAAACUUUCAAGUGCAACUAAAGUCUAUUUCAGAGACUUUGGAAUUUACUCAAAAGAACAACAAAAAAAAUACUUGCAGCAAUAUUCCUCUAGAACAACUUUGCAUACCACUUGCUUCUGCUUCUGUUCAGGUCAGACAGAUUUUCCCAGGCUUAUGAUACCAUUUUGCAUAGCUUUCCCCACAAAUUAAGUUUGACCCUCUUUCAGAAGAGAAAGUCUUGCUGAUUUUAAUUGAUUUAUUAAGGUGCUUCCAUCACACCCGAUGUGUAUGCUACAAAUCCUUUUCAUUUGUUUUAUUUCAGGGGAUUUUGUAUUCUGUGUUCAGAUUGCUGUUGUGGGCUAUAUCUCACAGUAAUUCCUGCAAUAUUUCUGUUCCUGUAGAAAAGAAUGGAGAUCGCUGUAGGAUCUUAGCUAGAGGUGGAGAUGUGUUCGAUGGCUUUUUCCCUUUUUCUCCAUCAGCUUCCAUCCUACUUUACUUGCUAAUUGAAAGAGCAGCAUUAGCUCAGGGCAGCCUUCUCAGAGCACUGAACUGAACCUGACUAUCAAGCUUUCUUCCAAUAGAAUUACAACAAUUACACUCGUCUCAGAUUCAUAGUGUGUUUUGUGUUUUAAAGAAAUGCACCCGGAUGGUUGAAAUGGGUAUGCAGAUUGCCCCACUCAUCUGGCUCCUAUCACUCAGCAGCCCUGCUUUGCAAUAGGAACAGAGUGCUCCAGUGAGGAAGCUCAGCCAUCUCCAGUGACUGAGUGCUCUGGGAGCUUAAGGCUGCUGCUUGUUCACGCUGGGGCUUGCCAACGAACUGCCAAUUUCUCCCAGCAAACCUGGCCCGUGCCUCACAUUUGGCAUAUUUGUAAGAUUUUAUCACCUUCCUUAUAGAGAGAACAAAAAAACAACAGAAAAAAUCAUCUUGUUGAUUUAAACUCAGUUGGAUUGGAUCACAAGAAUGAGAGUUUUUAAACAGACUACAUUGCAAGUCCAUUACAUUCAUUAAUCCUUGUCAUUUUUUUCAGAAAAGAUGGAAAGUAAAACCCUUGUUACACUUCAGUCAGUAUGAUUACUCAAAUAGGCUGAUGUCCUGCAAUCAUCCAUUUCCUCAUUUCUUCCCUGCAAUUGUAGUUUUCUCUUCUAAUAACUUCUUGGUUAAACCACAAGUUAGAAUCCAGCCUUUUGGGUAGCACAGAGAGUCCUUCAUAACUGCAGAUGUGUCAACAAGAGAAAAGAAAUGUGAACAAAUAAGUAUUUGAGCAGACUUACAGUAGCUUUGGAUCACUUCUUCAUCUUGAUCUUAGCUGAAAGCAAAUGUUCAGGUGUUGCUUAACUGUAGUUUGAGCAGAAGUGUGUGUAGUAUGGAGACUUUGGUAGCUGUAGCAUGCCACUGCAUGACAUACUGUUCCACUUGCUGCCUGUUACAGAUGACUGCUCUCAUCACAAUAUCAGUGCAGAAACUUACAGCUCAAUAAUAACUUAAGAGAUUUCUUACACAUUAACAACUGUAUAGCUCUGGGCCAUCAAAGAAUGCAGUGACAGCCGAGCUGUGAGUCUGAGUUUUACAAAUAAAUAGGCAUCCACAUAAUUUAUAACACAAGUAGUUCUGCUGAUUUGAUUGAGACUAUUCAUGUCAAAAUCGUGUAUAUAAAAGCUUGCAGGGUUAUUUUCUCUUACCAGUAUGGCAUAGAGAGUUAGCAUACCUUUAGCUAUAAAGUCAUCUAACCAGAUUUCUAAUUGUCAGUAGUUCAAGGAUGCAGACAAUGACUCUGCAAAAGAAUCCUUUUAGGAUGCUUUUUUUUUUUUUCCCAGCUUUCCCCAAACUUAGUUUACUAGAGAUGGAGAGAAAAGACCAUCUUACGGUGUAUUUAAACCAAAACACAUUUUCUGUUGAAUGCUGGGUGGGACAGGGAUGGACAGAGCUAAACAUGGAGGAGCUCUGUCAUGUGCCAUUUCUUCUCCAUAUAGAUUUAUGAAUGUGCUUUUUGCACUUUUGGGUCUCAGCUGUGUUGGCUGGAGGAUUUUGUGUCAUGCUUGUCUCCUGGGUCUCGUGGUCAGCACUUUCACAUAUAUUGAAGGCCCCACCCUAAGCUGCUGUGUAGGUUUGUGUAAUCUCUGUGUUAUACCUUAUGUACAGAUGCUUGUCUACUUGGAGGUAAUGCAUAUUGCUAACUGGUCUCUUACAGCUAAGUGGAAGGAAAAAAACAUCAAAGGUGUGAAUAUUCUUGAUAUGUAGGAGGCUUACAGUGUGGCUUUUGCAGCUGUUGAUCUAAGGUAAGGGUCUAGAAAGAUUUCUCUGAUGAGCUUUUCGAGCACAAACGUACAUUUGUAGAAUGAUGAUCACAAAUACUGCCUUGAAUGCAAUACGUAAUAUUUAAGGAGUACUUUAGUUUUGCAUAAAAAGCACUUUUUACAUAGGAUUGUUGAGAGGCUUGAAGUUGUUGAUUGUGGAUUCUGAAGGAGGAUGUUCCUGCUGAUAAUGGGACUGCACUAGAAGCACAAAUACAACUAAUUUAUGACACAGCUGUUCUGUGGGUGAAGUCUUGUCCAUGUGUGGGAGCACUUGUGCUGUCUUCCACUACCUGGUCAGUAUUUUAGUAGCUGGAAUGUUGAUAUCCGCUGGUAGUUUUAUUGCAAAGAGUAUGGUUGAAAAAACAGUGAAACAUUCUGCAAAGCCAGCUUCACUUUCAAGUAUUCUCUGUGUUUUGUAGUCUUAGCAAGCCAGUGCUGAUCAGGAAAGACGUGUAAAGAUGGUUUUAUUGAUGAGUGCCAAGUAAUUUCAUUUAAAGAGGUAGAUUUUUGCUCACUAAAAUCCGUGUUGAUUUUUAAGGGACUCUGAUAUGAGGAAAGUCCAGAAGUUUCUCAGUGUUAAUACUUUAGCCAAUGUUACCACUAAUAUCACUAAUAUCAUAUAAUCCUGUAAGAAUUGAAGGACUGUAAAAUGUUUGUGUGGUAUAAGGUCAUUAGUUGCUGUCACAGCACAAGUAGUAACGUAUGUAUAGAGGCUAGUGGUUGUCAAUCAUUCAUAUUAUUUCAGGUCUUACCACCUUCCUAACAUAGCUUCUCCUCUUUCAGGCUUGCAGUGAAACUGUAAUCCUGUUCUUCAGAGUAAUGGUGUUUGGUUAUAUUGCUUGAUUCAAGGUCCAGUGUUCAGACUUCCCAGAAGCACCAGAUAAAAGGAAGUGCACCAAGAGUGGAAAAGAGGCUGUUAGGAGGAUAAUAGAGAUCACAACUGGAUCAGGUAUUUCCCUGCAUAAAUAAAGAUGGGCUUAAAAUGAGAUACCAUUCAUCUAUUUUUAGUUACUCAUCAGUAGGCUUAGGCACCACAGUUGGGCACUAUGUGUAGACCUGUAGUGCUGCUGUUACCUACAUGGUGGCUAUAAGUGACAGCCUGCAGGUUGAUCUUCUUUGACACUUUCUCUCAAAGUGUAUGAAAGAGGGAGUUCUCUGGUAACUCAUUUAUGUAACAUCAGUACGUUAAUAUUUGAUUUGCCUGCAUGUUGUGGUUUCCCUGUAAAAAUACAGUCUUAAAAACUUCAAAUGGCUUUAGAAGCAGUGCAGCAAGUGAGUGAAUUCUGCAGUAUGAGAAUAGAUGAGGAUGUGUAAACUUUAAUUACAAGUUGAGAAUCUGAUAAAUACGUCUGUACCGUACCCAGCUUCUUGCAAUUCCAGUUCUGUCUGCAUUAGUGAAUCAGAAGGGUGAGACUAACCACACAAAAGGGAUCUGAAAUGUACGUUAUUGAAAUAAUCUUGCUUUCAUCUGGUUUUAAGUGAAUUUAAAAUGAGGUAUUUUUCCUUGCUGGCUGAGUCGGUACAAAUAAGUUACUUCAUGACCUUCUGAAGUGCCUGGUGCAUUACUACAUUUGGAACUAGGUUUUGUUAGUAUUUUGUCAAGUCCCUUUCAGUGUCCAGUUCAUGUAAAACCUGAAAGAUAUGUUUAGACAUACUUUAUCCUAUAGGAUGUCAAGCACUAACUGGUAGCGACUGGAAACUGGGGGCAGGGAGUGGUUCCUUAAGGCUGUUUUAUUGUACGUGCUUCCCUACUUCUAAUGUGGAAAUAGAAUUUCCUCCAAAUACAUCAUCCUGCAUAAAAGAUGAAACACUUUGUGAUGCCAAACACCUCAAACUAUGUUUGCUGCAAACAUUGCUGCCUCUUACUACACUAGUUUUAAAACUUAGUUUUUUAUCCUAUACUGUUGGUUUUUUAUGGCCUUUUUAAGAGAUUUUCCAGAAACCAUUUUCUGCUGCUUUAAAAAUGCUGUCCUUUUGGUUACAUCACUGAAACCUCAAAGAAACUGACCCAUAGUGCAUGGUGCAAGAAGCACUGUGUGGGGUAAAGCAGUAAAACGAUAAUUGGACUUUGAUUCACUGCAGAAAUGUAAGCUUAAUAGUUAAUGUUUGAUUGUGAAUUCUUAUCAUGGAGUGAUAUACUAGAAUAUUGUUUUAUAAUAAGUUCUAGCACAUGUAUCGCUGAUGUAUCACUAAAUCCUGCAAUUAAAUCUUGCCUAUAAUUGGUACAUAAUAAUGUAAAUGGUAGCCCCAAAAUUAAAUUCUACAGUUGAAGAGCACAGUGAACUAUGUAAAACACAUCUUCACCUUGUGAACUGUUUUUCUUAAAGCACUUUCCUAUUACCAACUAGCACGUGAAUGAGUUCUAGAUUCUCCCAUUUGUUAUCAUCAGUAGAAGUGAGAUUUCUUUAAUCUGUCUGGUAAUGUUUAAAUUGAUUAUACAAAUGCUGAAACAAAGCACCUUAUACUAUGCUGCUUAAAUUUGCUUGUAAUUGCACCUUUGGUUAUCUGCAGAUUUUUCUUAAGUAUUCUUAUGUGAUACCAUUGUUCCCUGUGGGUCUGAGUGAAUGAUUAACCAACCUACAAUAUAAUUUACUUACAUAGUUUCUACUUCAAUACAACAUUGUACUGUGAGUUCAGUGCUUCAGAAAUAAAUACUACUUCCAUUUG
Gallus gallus (chicken) is the source of this 10871-nucleotide messenger RNA. It is a transcript of the gene PHC3, whose product is annotated as polyhomeotic homolog 3. Gene Ontology annotation, molecular function: protein binding; zinc ion binding. Gene Ontology annotation, cellular component: PRC1 complex; nucleus. Lineage: Eukaryota; Metazoa; Chordata; Aves; Galliformes; Phasianidae. Bases 73 to 3027 code for a protein of 984 amino acids. The transcript is spliced from 15 exons. The record is from RefSeq and is a predicted model, not a curated record.